ACCGUUAUGUUGCAGGGCGCAUGCUCACUCCCAAGUUUCCUGGUGCCUUUUCUAUUCCACCUUAUGAAACUUUUUCCCCGGCGUGGUCUCACGCGCGAUUUAAGGCAUAGGUGUCGCCGUGCCCGGAGGCUGCGAGUCACCCGGAGUGAGGGGAAAGGCCGGGGCAGCGCGGCGGGAGGUGCAGGAAGAGGGCAGACAAGGCGGGAAGGUGGGCUCCGGGAGCCAGGGGAUUCAGGCGCCUCCACCGCCACUAGCGGGGAGCAGCGGGGAGGAGGGGGCCGCAGUCGGAAGAGGGGAUCCCACCAUGCCCAAAGUCUUUCUGGUGAAGAGGAGGAGCCCGGGAGUCUCGGUCCGCAGCUGGGAUGAGCUCCCGGAUGACAAAAGGGCAGACACCUACAUCCCAGUGAGCCUGGGCUGUCUGCUCUCCGACCCCCCCGAGGACUGCCGCAGCGACGGCGGCAGUAGCAGCGGUUGCAGCAGCAGCAGCAGUAGCAGUAGCACCGGGGAGCCCGGAGGCACCGAGAGCAGCUCGUCCCCGCGCGCACCGGAGCCUGAAACCCCAGAGCUCCACGACGCCGAAGGCCCCGAUGGACACCUGGCAGCGAUGCAGCGGCCGGUUGCCAGGUCAAAAAUCAAGUUUACCACAGGCACGUGCAAUGACUCCGUGAUUCACAACUGCGAACUGUGUGGCAAGAGCUUCCGCCUGCAGCGCAUGCUCAACCGUCACCUCAAGUGCCACAACCAGGUAAAGAGGCACCUGUGCACCUUCUGCGGCAAGGGCUUCAAUGACACCUUCGACCUAAAGAGGCAUGUACGCACACAUACAGGCAUUCGCCCCUACAAAUGUGAUGUGUGUUACAAAGCCUUCACGCAGCGAUGUUCCUUGGAGUCCCACCUGAAGAAGAUCCACGGUGUGCAGCAGCAGUAUGCCUACAAGCAGCGCCGGGACAAGCUCUAUGUGUGUGAGGAUUGUGGCUACACGGGCCCCACCCAGGAGGACCUGUACUUGCACGUGAACAGUGCCCAUCCGGGUAGCACGUUUCUCAAAAAGACUUCCAAAAAGUUGGCGGCCCUUCUGCAGAACAAGCUGACGGCCCCGCUGCAGGAGAAUUCCACCCUGAGUGAAGAGGAGGAAAAAAAGUGAAGAGAGAGAGAAAGUGGAGGAGAGACGCUCAGUGCCACGUUUACUCGGUCGGACUCUAGGUUCUGAGGCGUACCUCUCCUCUGCUUCACGGGUUCUUUUCAGUGACAAGUAUUCAGUCCACCUCUUCUUUUAGGACAUCAACAGUAAGAUGCACUCCAAAGUCGUCAGUCAUUCUGCCACAACAGGCCCUGGACCCUGUGUCUGUUUUCUUGGUGGCUGAGAUCACGUACGGGUUUGUGUGUGUGUGUGUGUGUGUGUGUGUGUGUGUGUGUGUGUGUGUGUGUGUGUGUGUGAUGUGUAUUUUUUUUUCUGAUGGAAUUUUCACACAUGAAUAGAGGGGUGUUCUUAAAGAGACCAUCAUCUUAUGGUGCCUUGAAAUGCUUCUCAAGCAAGGAAAAUGUAUAUUCUUCUGAAAGAGUUUACAGAAACUAUUUUAAUAAAUGAAAUGUUCAUGUGAAACUUCUCUUUAAAAAACAAAA
Molecule: messenger RNA, 1623 nt
Organism: Peromyscus leucopus (white-footed mouse)
Lineage: Eukaryota; Metazoa; Chordata; Mammalia; Rodentia; Cricetidae
Gene: Ovol2
Product: ovo like zinc finger 2
Exons: 4
Coding region: 305-1144 (279 amino acids)
Biological process (GO): regulation of transcription by RNA polymerase II; epidermal cell differentiation
Cellular component (GO): nucleus
Molecular function (GO): RNA polymerase II cis-regulatory region sequence-specific DNA binding; DNA-binding transcription factor activity, RNA polymerase II-specific
Source: RefSeq, a predicted model, not a curated record